This is a messenger RNA of Paecilomyces variotii, 969 nucleotides long. RefSeq names its product isoflavone reductase family protein. The transcript is spliced from 4 exons. NCBI's taxonomy places the organism in Eukaryota, Fungi, Ascomycota, Eurotiomycetes, Eurotiales, Thermoascaceae. Gene Ontology annotation, molecular function: oxidoreductase activity. Bases 1 to 969 code for a protein of 322 amino acids. The record is from RefSeq and is a predicted model, not a curated record.
AUGGCUUCGAAAGAAACUGUUUUGCUUCUCGGAGCAACGGGCGCAACGGGUGGUUCUAUCCUAGAAGGUCUUCUGGAAGCAAACACAUUCAAUGUCGAGAUCUUGGUCAGGCCAAGCUCCGUAGAAAAGCCUGCAGUGAAGGAUAUCACCGCUCGGGGCGUCAAGCUACGCGUAGCGGAAUUGAGUGCCCCAGAGGAUGAACUGGUCAAAAGUCUCUCCGGAGUCGACAUCCUGAUCAGUGCGAUAGGACCGCACGAUCUCCUGCAGCAGAAAACGUUGGUCAAGGCAGCAAAGGAAGCGAAUAUCAAGCGCUUUGUGCCGUGCGCGUGGAUUACUAUUUGCCCUCCAAAAGGGGUGAUGGUGUUGCGUGAUGAGAAAGAAGAAAUUUACAAUGAGAUCAAGAGACUGGCCGUUGGCCACACCAUAAUUGAUGUCGGAUUCUGGCAUCAGAUCUCGUUUCCUCGCGUACCAUCAGGACGUGUUGACUACGCGACAGUGAUACCAGACAAUAAUAUUCAUGCGGGUGGAAACGCUCCGAAUAUCCUUACCGAUCUUCGCGAUAUUGGACGUUUUGUCGCGCGUAUCAUCGCUGAUGAGAGGACCUUGAACAAGUACGUUUAUACCUGGGGUGACGUCCUGACUGAGAACGAGAUCUUCUCUAUCGUCGAGGAGCUCUCCGGCGAGAAGAUCGACAGAAACUAUGUGUCCGCCGAGACAAUUGAGAAACAAGUGCAAGAAACGGUCGCAGCGCUUUCUGAAAAUCCCGAGGAUCCCGCAAAGCGCAUCCCAGUUUACAUUUCACAAUACAAAUACAGCAAGUAUGUCCGGCAAGAUAACAGUCCCUGGUACGCUAAAUUCCUUGGUUACCUGGACGCAAGGGAGCUGUAUCCCGAUCUCAAGCCAAUAUCGUUCCGGGAGUGCUUUCAAGAGGCUCUCGAUGGGAAGGGAAAGAAUCCUUAUGCAGCGUAA